Molecule: messenger RNA, 1383 nt
Organism: Phytomonas sp. EM1
Lineage: Eukaryota; Euglenozoa; Kinetoplastea; Trypanosomatida; Trypanosomatidae
Source: the annotation of a GenBank genome assembly
AGUAUUCACAUUAAAGAUUGCUUUUAUAAUAUUAUCACUUGCAAUACGCCCGAUACGGACACACACAGAAAGAUACUUACAAAAAAGAAACAACUAAUAAAUAAAAUCAACUAAAAAAGUGACAAUGUCCCAGGACCCCAGCAUUAACGCGAUGCUUUUGGAUAUGUGCGCCAAAGCUCAGGACAGUGCCAAGCAUGCCGACACAGCCUCCACCCCUGUCACACCUGACCCUGCUGGCAGCGAUGUGAUCAUUGUUGAUGAAAACUCCAAUAACGCCCCUGUUAGAGAGUCGUCCUUACCAGCAUUGAGGUCCAUCGACGAUGCACCAGGUCCUGCCAAGUCAGAAGAUACACCACAGCCAAAUGUCACGGUUGCUGGUCGAAAUCCAAAGGAUUAUGAAUGGCUGCGUGAGGCAUUGGCCUCUGUCGAGUCUCCUGAGCGUCAGGUAAAACGGCUGCUUGAUACGGUCGAGAAGCCGGAUGUUUCUAAAGAUGAAAUGAUCAGUGCUUUGGAAGAGCUGUCGGAUUUGGUUGAGGAUAUCAACUGGGCUACUGAAUUUGCGCUCAUGGGCGGACCCAAACGUAUGCUAAUUUUACUUCAAAAUUUAGACAAAAACGGUUCCGAAAGGUUUGCGGAGGGCGCCAGUGAGGUGCGUGCUGCUCUGGCUUCUAUCGUUUCACACUCAUCUCAGCAGCACGGACGUGUUCAACAGUGUUUCGCUGACGCAAAAUGGGCGGACGUUAUCGUGCCAAUGCUCCUGAAAGAAGAAUCUCCCACGACUCUGGCAGCUCUUUUACAUGCAUGUAGCUGUUUGUGCCGUAAUUUUGAGCCCAACACUAUUUCUUUUCUACAGCAUGGCGGCAUGGAGGUGCUAACAUCAUUACUUCAGAGGAAGCGUCAGCCAAGGAUUGUUGGGGACCCCAUUGAUAACAAGAUUUUAGGCCGCAUUUUCUUCUUCGUGGCCUAUCUCGCAAGCACUGGUGUUUCAUCCGAGAAGAUUAUCAAGCUUACUUGUGAACAUGUGGAAAGAUCAGGCGACAAGAACAAUGAGAAUUACGGCGUGGAAAGUAUGCAGCGUUCCGCAGCAAUGGCACUAUUCGAGCUUACCAAGAAAAGUCCUAGCUUGGUGAAGCGGCUGGUGCGGGAGUGCAUGGCCAAACAGUUUCAGGCUUGGAGGCAACUUAACGUGUGUGCAGAGGAUGAAGACCCACGUCGUGCGCUCACCGAUGAGCUGGAAAAGUUAGGUUAAUGAAAAGGGAGAACUAUUUUAAAGAAAAUAUUUAUCUUUAUUUGGCUAAAUGAUAUAUCUAAAAUUAAACAUGCUGGUCAAAGUAUUAUUUUAAUAUUAGGAGUAAAUUUUGAUUAGAUAUACCCAGAGCAGCG